Molecule: messenger RNA, 318 nt
Organism: Durusdinium trenchii
Lineage: Eukaryota; Dinophyceae; Suessiales; Symbiodiniaceae
Source: the annotation of a GenBank genome assembly
AUGAUUGACCGGCUCAACAAAGGCUGGUCGCUCGCAAUCAGGCAUCAGCAGUGCAUUCGAACCUGCAAGAACAAGGGCCCAGUUGAGAUUCAAGUGAUGCAUCUGGAGGCUUGCAAGAUCUCAGAAGCAUGUGGCGUGUGCUUCUUGACAGAAAAAAUCAAGCUCACAGAUCUUGACGGAACCACUGAGCCGACCUCACUGGGCGGAUGUGGAAUCACAGCUGGAGGGCUGGCGGAAUGGCUGAUGGAGUCUUCGGCCCAAAAGCUUCGCUCGGUGAGGUGGGCGCCACCGGGCGCAGCUGGCUCAGUCAAGGCUUGA